CACACCUGGUGUUAAUUAGUUGCUGUUUCCUAACACCUCUGCUCCUUGUGAGAGUUUUAUAGUAACCUUGACAAAAACAAUAUGCAUUUAGCAGGAAACUCCUAAAUAUCAACAAAGGUUAUAUUUAGAAACGGAAGGAGGCGACCCACGAUGUGUAGCAGUGUGCUUUGUACUCGAGGCAGGUUGGUCCUUUCCCAGACCGCUGGCCAUCAAGUAUUAGCUGCUCUCCGUGUCGGGAGAACCAGAACCUUCUCUGCUGCCAGCUCAGAUGAGCCUUACAUAGCUGCAUCACCCACAGACUCGGGCCCCAGGACCGUGUGGCCUGAUGAGAACAUGGGACCAUUCGGACCUCAGGACCAGCGCUUUCAGUUACCGGGUAACUCUGGGUUUGACUGCCACCUGAAGGGCAUGGAGGACCGGAAGACUACUCCAGUCCACAGGACGGUGCCCGAUGUGCUGACGGCCCCGAGCUGCACAGAGAGACACCAGUUCAUACUGGCCCAGUUUGUGAAUGAGUUCCAAGAAAACAUGGGUACUAUAGACACGAGAGUCCACAAAGCUGAGCAGUACUUUCAUCAGACGGACACAGAUUGCUCCAUAAGUUCCUGCCCUGAGCUGCUAAGGAAAGAUCUUGAGCUCAUGUUCCCCUCAGCACCAACCACAUCCAUCACAGUUGUGACUGUCACGCAGAGCAACAGUCUGCCUGAGGAGGCAGCAGAGCAGGACAGAGACCAGCUGCUCCACAAAUUUGUGAACGGAGCAAAGGAAAUGUGCUUCGCUCUGUGGACUGCAGGCUACUGGGCAGACUUCAUUGACCCAACGACAGGAGAAGCUUUCUUUGCAUCUCCAUCGAGUCCAAACAAACUGCAGACAGAGGAGGAACUAAGAGAUUUGGGCUUCCACAUUGAAGUGUCAGGCUCCUGCACAGUUAUUCGCCACAUCCUGAGAGGAACACCUUUAUUUGUGGGGACAGUUUUUACCAAUGCACCCGCUCACAGCGCUGCUAUCGCAAGACUACAAGGACUUUAAAAUGUACUCACUGAUGAGGAAUAGGCUUCUUUUUUUUUUUGUUUUUAGUAUUGCACAGAACUAAAUCCAAACCAUGCUUCUAUUUCUGGUUUGAUGGCGCUUGGAACUUGAAAUGUUAGUGUUGGCACGGACAAAGUUUGUUUUACUGUAACAAGGACUUGACUGAAACUUUAAUGUAGAACUGUGCCUGUCUGACGAGAGGUCAACCCGGCUUACCUGCACUACAUCCAGGGAGAAACACACACUCAGUGCAGCGGGAAGGGUUCUGACUACACAUUAAAGGCAUUUCAACAUGUGAUAUCUGCUGUUUGAAAAGUUUGUAGACAAUGUUAACACUUUAGAGAAUGACGACAUCUAUUUUAUGAUAUUAGAACCUUGAUUUUGAACUGGAAACCCAGAUAUAAAGUCAAUAACCUUUCA
Cottoperca gobio is the source of this 1449-nucleotide messenger RNA. RefSeq names its product metabolism of cobalamin associated Da (gene mmadhca). Bases 151 to 1029 code for a protein of 292 amino acids. The record is from RefSeq and is a predicted model, not a curated record. The transcript has 8 exons. Gene Ontology annotation, biological process: cobalamin metabolic process. Gene Ontology annotation, cellular component: mitochondrion. NCBI's taxonomy places the organism in Eukaryota, Metazoa, Chordata, Actinopteri, Perciformes, Bovichtidae.